UCCCACCGAGCUUCCCGGGAUGAGGGCUCCCAGCGUGGGCGCCGGCCGAGCCCCGGGUCGCUGAGGGCCCCGCCAGGCGCGGAGAUGGGGGCGCGCGAAUGUCCUACCUGGCUCCUGCUGUCAUUGCUGCUGCUUCCUCUGGGACUCCCAGCCCCCCUGGACGCCCCCCCACGCCUCAUCUGUGACAGCAGAGUCCUGGAGAGAUACAUCCUGGAGGCCAAAGACGCCGAGAACGUCACGAUGAGUUGCACAGAGGGCUGCAGCCUGGGUGAGAAUAUCACCGUCCCAGACACCAAAGUGCACUUCUAUGCCUGGAACAGGAUGGAGGUGGGGCAGCAAGCCUCAGAGGUGUGGCAAGGGCUGGCGCUGCUCUCGGAAGCCAUCCUGCGGGGCCAGGGACUGCUGGCCAACUCUUCCCAGCAGUCAGAGACCCUGCGGCUGCAUAUGGACAAAGCCAUCAGCGGCCUUCGCAGCCUCACCUCCCUGCUCCGUGCUCUAGGGGCCCAGAAAGAACCCAUCUUGCCUCCAGAUGCAGCCUCCCCUGCUCCACUCCGAACAUUCACUGUUGAUACUCUGUGCAAACUCUUCCGAGUCUACUCCAAUUUCCUCCGGGGGAAACUGAAGCUGUACACAGGGGAGGCCUGCAGGAGAGGGGACAGGUGACCAGGUGCCUCUCCUGGGCUCAUCCACAGCCUGCUCACCACUGCCACCGCCACCACCGCCUGUGCCACGCCUCCCCUCUGCCACCCCCAAGCCCCCAGGGGCUGUCUCCCCAGAGCCGA
This is a messenger RNA of Chinchilla lanigera (long-tailed chinchilla), 782 nucleotides long. RefSeq names its product erythropoietin (gene Epo). Bases 85 to 663 code for a protein of 192 amino acids. The transcript has 5 exons. Gene Ontology annotation, cellular component: extracellular region. Gene Ontology annotation, molecular function: hormone activity; erythropoietin receptor binding; cytokine activity. The record is from RefSeq and is a predicted model, not a curated record. NCBI's taxonomy places the organism in Eukaryota, Metazoa, Chordata, Mammalia, Rodentia, Chinchillidae.